Drosophila willistoni is the source of this 2963-nucleotide messenger RNA. It is a transcript of the gene eya, whose product is annotated as developmental protein eyes absent. Gene Ontology annotation, biological process: positive regulation of DNA repair; multicellular organism development; cell differentiation. Gene Ontology annotation, cellular component: nucleus. The record is from RefSeq and is a predicted model, not a curated record. Gene Ontology annotation, molecular function: protein tyrosine phosphatase activity. The coding region runs from base 243 to 2636 and encodes 797 amino acids. NCBI's taxonomy places the organism in Eukaryota, Metazoa, Arthropoda, Insecta, Diptera, Drosophilidae. The transcript is spliced from 5 exons.
UCAAAGCGAACGCUACGUCAAACGGUUGAUAUACUCGCUCUCUUUCAAAAAAAAAAACAAACCAUAACCAUACCAAAAAAUUGCUAAUUUUCCAUAAUAAAUUUCGUGUUGUUUCUGUUGCAUUUGUGUGUGUGUGCCAGUGGGUGUAUAUGUGCGUACAUAUGUGUAUCUAAAGUGUACAGCAUUAAUGCUUCAAUAGUUUCUACAACUUCUAUAAGAAUCCAAAAAUAUCAUACAUAAAAAUGGUAACCCUUAUGCCAUAUAACUAUGCAGCACCACGUUGCGGAUUAAUUGAUAAGAUGAUCGAACCAAAGGUUAAACGUCCCAAGACAGAGCAUACGGAUACACAUGAACGCAAUCGCCUAUGCAACUUAUCACAGCAGCAACAGCAACACCAGCAACAACAACAACAGCAGCAGCAAGCCCAACAACAACAACAACAGCAAACACAUCCCAGCCUCGCCGUGUUGGCCAGCAAUGGACCAAGUAGCGCCGGUGCCGGCAGCUUGGGCAUGGGCAUGGGUGUGGGUGUUGGCGUUGGUGUGGGCGUGGGCCUGCCAGGACAAUGUAGUCCUUUAGGAUUACCACCACAAAGCCAACCCUUGCAACCAACCAUCAGCUCGCUGGCCUCACUGAGUGGGCAUUAUGCCACAACUGGAACCAGCAGUAGCAGCAGCAGCAGCAACAAUAACAACAGCAACAACACCACAAAUCAAACUCAGCCCAGCAGCUGCAGUUUAAAUGCAUCCGUCACGAGUUUUGCUCAAUCCUCGGGCAGCAGUUUCUCCACAUAUCAACAGGCCAGCGGUAGCGGAGGAACUCCCGGUGAGGAGACUGUCGCCGGCUUGUCCCAUUGGACCCACGAUGUGGGUGUUGGGGUGGGCAGCACUGCAACAGCAUCAACAGCGGCACCUGUGAAAUCCGAAUCUCGUAGUCCUGGCCAAGGCCAUUCAUCGUUGGACAAUGGCGGCGUCAGCGGUGUGGUAUCCUCGGCUGUCAGUGUGGCAAGUGGAGCGAAUCUCUAUGGCUGCAGUGCCGCCAAUCCGCUGGAUAGUGCCACAUCAGCUGUGGCCUCAUCGGCGGUGGCUGCAGCCGCUGCUGCUGUCUAUGAUGGGAAACAUGACUAUUAUUACUACAACAGCAUGCAACAGUAUACACCGCCUCCUUUCUAUUCCGGCUAUGGGACACCGUAUGCAGCGGCGGCUGCCCGUCAGGCCAAAAUGGAGCCGGGCUCGGCGGCAGCAGCUGCAGCCUAUCUGACACCCACCUAUGCCAGCUCCAGCAAUAAUAAUAGCCAACUCUAUAGCAAUCCCUAUGCGGGCUAUCAGAACUUCGGCCAACAGGACUACAGUGGCUAUUAUAAUGAACAGUAUGGCAAUUAUUAUAAUCCCGCCAAUUAUUCGCCGUAUGCCGUCAGCUCGCCCAGUUCGAGUGCCAGUCAUAGUCAUGGUGGACACGGGGGUUUCCAUGGUGUGGCCGCCUCCUCGAAUCUGUCGGAGAGCCCAACGGAUACGCAUUCAACAACGCCCGUCAAUCAGGCCAAUCAAUCGCCGCACUCCCCCAUGCCGAUCUCACCAAAUCAACCGGGAGUUGUUCCGGGAUUGGGCGGUAACUCGGCUGGCACUGUCUCCUCGGCCACACUGAAUUCCAGCGGUGGUUCAUCGUCUACCAAUACAACCACCUCGUCGACAAAUGCCAAAACCACGCCCACUGGCAAAACUGGUCGAGCUCGUGGUCGACGCCAUCAACAGCCAAGUCCCACACGGAGUACGGCGUCUGAUACGGGCAAUAGUGAGGCUGUUAAGCCACCUGAACGUGUCUUUGUCUGGGAUCUUGAUGAGACUCUCAUUAUAUUCCAUACCCUGCUAUCGGGUAGCUAUGCCAAUCGUUAUACCAAAGAUCACAGCACACUGAUGACCAUUGCAUUUCGCAUGGAGGAAAUGGUCUUCAAUAUGGCCGAUACGCAUUUCUUUUUCAACGAAAUCGAGGAAUGCGAUCAAGUGCAUAUCGAUGAUGUUAGCUCCGAUGAUAAUGGUCAGGACUUGAGUGCAUAUAACUUUGCCACAGAUGGUUUUCAUACAGGCACACCGCCAGGAGCACCGCCAAAUCUCUGCCUGCCCACUGGGGUGCGUGGUGGAGUCGAUUGGAUGCGCAAAUUGGCAUUUCGUUAUCGCAAAAUCAAGGAUAUCUAUAACAGCUAUAGGGGAAAUGUUGGCACACUUUUGGGUCCCGGAAAACGUGAAACUUGGCUACAAAUCCGCUCAGAAAUCGAGGUGGCUACCGAUAAUUGGGCCACCUUGGCGCUCAAGUGUCUCAGCAUGAUAACUCAACGUGAAAAUUGCGUCAAUGUGCUGGUCACCUCAACGCAAUUGGCACCGGCUUUAGCCAAAGUAAUGCUAUUCGGUUUGGGCAGUAUAUUCAAUAUUGAGAAUAUCUAUAGUGCCCAUAAAAUAGGUCAAGAGACUUGCUAUGAGCGAAUUGUGACGCGUUUUGGACGCAAAAGCACCUAUGUAGUGAUUGGCGAUGGUGCCGAGGAGGAAUCAGCGGCAAAGGCCAUGAAUUUCCCCUUCUGGCGCAUCUCUUCCCACAGCGAUAUAAGAGCUCUAUAUACUGCCCUCGAUAUGGGCUUCUUAUGAAAGGCCAAAUCGAGCAGUAGAAUCCGUUUUGUAAUCGGAAUCAGAAUUUGUAAAAGUCGAAGCAGUUUUGAGUACAAACAGCAAACAAAAAAAAAAAGAAAAUGUUUUAUAAUUUAUUUUAUUUUUUUAUUUACAUUAUUACAAAACCUAACGAAAGGUAUGAAAGUGGGGUAUAACAAAACUGUAAACCAGCGCAAAAUAAUUUAAUUAUUUUGUUUAAACAAUUAAUAUUAUUAUUAAAUAAAAAAAAAAAACCUUUAAAUAUAUACAUAAUUUUUAAUGCAAAGACUUUAUUGUAUUAUAUAGUUUUUAAAUGUUAAUUCAAAU